AUGUCAGACCAAUGUCAUAAGAAUUAGAUCUUGGGGAAAAAUUUGUCGCUGCCGCUAGCGAGAACUAAGAUCUGAUAAUAAAGAGACUGGGCCCCUGAGAUUGAUGUCACAGUCUCAUCAGUACCGAGACAGCAAGUUUUUAAAACCUGAGUUUACUUUCGGAUUUUGCCUGUUUCGUUUGAAUAACAUUUUAUCAAAAUUUAAGCCAGGGACCCGGUUGUAUCAAAGCCUCAUUAACUAAUGGCCACAUUAAAUCCUAAUGAUACAUUUAAUUCUUCAUGCACCAUUAGUUAAAAUCGGUUUUAUCAAACGUUUAUUAGCAUAUCAUUAUGUAAUGAUGCCUUAAUGUAAAUGUUUUCAUUAACCUGUCAUUAAAUUCAGGGUUUUCCCUAAAUAUAUCCCACAAUUCCCUGAGGUAAACACGUAAGCGUUACUUCCGGUCAUCUGUCAAAAUGGCAAUGUAUCCACCUAAACCUUAGUAUAGAAACAAGAAUUUCGGCAGCUCCGAUAUUUAGCUGUUGUUUAGCGAGUUGUUGAAGAACAGUAAGUUGUGCAGCAGUUACCCACGAAAGAAGAGAGGCUAUUUGGGUAGACGUGUAUGCUCCAUGCACAGGUUUUACAGUGACAUUUUAGUUGUUAUUAUAUAAAUAAGAAUUUAUUUAACACACCUUGGCUGUCACACAUUGCUUGAACGUUGAUCGAAUGGUAGCCUUUCCUAUUGACAAAGGCAGGUUCGUUGUCUGAUGGUGCCUGUAUCCGUACAUGUGUUCCACCAAUGUCUCCAGGAAAACGAGAUAUAUUGUAGAAUUCCUUUCUAAUGUUGGCUAUUUCCAUCUUGGACGGCCAGGUAACAAACUUGGGCACAAGAGACCCGAUGGCAAGGGAAACCUUCCUAACAACUCGUGAGGCCGUUGUCACAUUUGUCUGUGCCUAUUGUGUCGCCAGUGAUUUGCAGGAACUUCCACUUGCAAAGAAGCGUAGGGUUACCAGAACCUGAUAAAAUGGUUAUAAAGAGGCUAAUGAUAGGUUUUACCAAUUUUCAAAUAUUUCCAUAAUACUUAUAUCUGCUUUGUUAUUUUUUAUUUUGCUGUGUUUCAUUAUGUCUCAGUAAGUAAAGUGUUAAUGAUUGAUAUAAGAUGUGCAUGCUUUAAUAAUUAAAGGAUCUUUUGGCCAGGAUCGAACAUGCAAAACUGUUCUCUUCAGUAUGCACGAAACAUUUAGUUUAAGUCAUUAGAGUAACUCCCCUCUAUGAAACUGAUCCUGGCUGACAACGCCAAGUUAAAAACGUAUCUUUCUUGGGUGAAGUGAAAAGCAUCCAUGAAUUUACAUUACUUCCAAUUGUGAAAUAUAUUUACAAGGUUGGUAUCAUUAGGCUGCAAAUAUGACUGUACCGAUACACGUGUUAGUGAGCAGACCCACGAAGAACUGCGUAUGAUUCAUUUAAAGAUUGCCGCUAUAAAUGUGCCCGAUGUGGCGGUAUAAUUAUAUAUUUAUUUCAAACUUGCUGAGUUUCUAGUGACGACGUGUUAAUUAUCAAACAUUUACCUGUAGUUCAACACUAAGUGUGUGCGAUCUUGCAAAUUUGGGCAGUAAUUCAUCUCUCACAAGAUCGCAGAUAUAUCUGAUGCUUGCCUUCCAAAAACGGUAGCGUGCCCCUACUUCUUCAAAGCUCAUGGAUUCGAGGUGAUGAGUUCGUUUUCUGAAAACACGGUCUUUCCUUGUGUGUGUCCUAAGCGUUCAAACAAUAUGUUUGCUGCCAUGUUUGUUUUUUAAUGACACGCUAAUGAUGCCCCAGAACCUUCAUUAAUGACGUGCUUAUGACAGCACAACGCCAUUAAAAUGUUAGUACAGCUGGAUUUAAUGAUACAUUAGUUUAAUGAAGGUUUAAUUACAUGUUAAUGCAUCAUUAAAGUUUGAUACAACUGGGUCCAGGACUUUAAAACGAAAAAGGACAAAAGCAUGAUAUGAAGAAUGAAUGUGUUAAGUUUUAUGAAGCAAUACUUACAAAUAGAAUGAGCGAGCAACACUUGAAAGCAACCGUUGGUUUUCUUGUGGAACUUGAAAAUUUUGAGCCAAGAACACGUUCAUAAUUGAAAUGACAGCUGUCAAGAAAGUAGCAACAAAUCAAUAUCACAGUUAUGUGUGUCUCUCCUAUACAUUUAAAAUGUCUCCCUGAGUAUCAAGAAUAUCACCUACAUUAGGGGUCCAAUGUGGCUUAAGAACCUCUAGCAGCGCUUAAAGGGACAGGACGUUGACCAUUCUGAAGCUUUGUAAACAAUAACCAAUAACUGCCCAGCUUACUCGGCUCUUCUCACCUUAUUCCGCAACAGAAUGUUCUGCUCCAGUCCCCAGACUGUGGGUGUAGGCUUAUCACGUGACAAGACUUUUCUCUUAUUUGUAAACAAACACACUUAUCCUGAAAUUUGAACAGAUGAGCCUAAUGCAAGUCAUUCAGUGCACUUUACAUAUUGUUUUGCAUAAAUAUUUAGACAUACUACUACAACUGCAACAGAGAGAUGCAUGACAAUAUUAUAGCUUUACACAUCAAAGUGACUGUAUUGCUAGCUUGCCGUAGUUCUUUGAUGACAAAAUGUGGAGAAUAAAUACGCAAAAGGAAACAGUUUUUCAUGUUUUAGGAUAUCCUCGCAAUGAAAGUUAUGUGUACACUCAUCCAAAAUGAAACUUGAAAAACACUUGAAUGAACUGUGUAAGAUGUGACAAUGUGACAGGAGUACGAGGCUGGCCGCAAGGAACUCUGGGUAGGAGAGUGAUUGGCUUCAUACGACCGAGGUAUAUCUACACUGUAAACUAGCUUUGAUAAAUACUGGCUUCUAAUGCAAUCAUGCUGGCAAUUAGUAUUUUGUAACUCCUCUGUAGGAAAAGCAUACAAGCUUCCUCUUCAGUUUGCCUCAAAUCAUGUGAAUGAAAAAACAUUACUGAUGACAGUUUACUCUGUACAUCGCAUGCGUUGUCAGCUUUGUUACAACCCUUAAUGUAAAAGUUACUCUUAAUGUAAAAAAUAUGUCCAUUACGGGUUACAUGUCAACUCUUAAUGUAAAAAGUUUUACAUUAAGAGUAAUACCCCGCAACGCUUUGAAGUUUUUACAUUCAGGGUUAAUAUUAUACAUAUCACCCUUAUUGUAAAAGAAUUUUAUAACAAAGUUUGAUUGAAAAUAUAUGGUAUUUUUGCCAUGUUCUUAUUUUUCAUUGUUUUUGCUCUGUUUCUUAUAACUAUUCAUAAUAGAAUAUAUUCUUCCUUCAACUUCGUGUGUUUUCUCAGGAACAACAUAUAGUAGAUUCAUGGACCUUGUGUAAGUGCACUGCAUCUUUCAUAUUCCAACAACCUCUCAACGACAACCUUGUCUUUAUUUACAGGUUUUCUUUAAGUGGUCAUUACUCACAUGUCAUUUAGCCAAUUUUGUUAAAUCUUGGUGCAAAGGUGUCUCUAGGAAUACCAUACAAUAUGACUUUAUUUUCAUCACUGCCUUGUUUCCACUGCAACGGAAAGCAGCACCUGCAGAGCUGAUUGGUCAGCUCCGAGGCAUUUGAAAUUUAGUUGUUUGAUUUCGUUACAAGAUAUAUUAAGAUAUAUUUUUGCACACAAAGCACAUUUUAUUACAAUAACAACGGAAUGGAGUCCUCUGAUUGGUCAAAAUUUAGAUAGACUAUUUUCCCAUACUAAUUAGUGCUCUUUAUGAAACUAUGUGUGGUAAUCUGCACAAGGUCCAGUAAUAUAACCUCAUUCAUAAAUCCAAGAUGGUCUCACAGUCGCCAUUUUGAAAUUUACAGGUCUCAAUCAUCUCAAUGAGUAAAUAUCUAUUUAUGAAGUCCUUUUGAAAACCCAUGUGUAUAUCAUUUCAUUAGAUUAUUAGUUCAUUGUUCCCCGCAAAAACAUUAGUUAUGGAAUCAGUGUGUCCGCCUGUCUGUUGGUCUGUCUGCAGAAAAUAACUACAGUGUGCCAUGUUACCAGCAGAUCACACACACUUGUGUCCUUGCAUGUAGAGUCGGAAUACAAUGUCCAGUGGAAGCUAGUGCACUUCAUUAAAUUGUUCCUGAUGUUAGGUUGAAGGAAACCAUGGCAGUUUCAGGUUAAGACUAGUGUUGUAAGCAUGGUAUAUGCCCAAUCUGAGAUCCUGCAGAAAGAGGUGUACCUAUUUGAAAGAUUGGACACAAGUGGCCGCGAGACCAUGAAGCAUCUCAAGUGCAUUGCCUUCCUCCGACCCAGCAAGGAGAAUGUGGAGCUGUUGUGUCAGGAACUUCGAGUCCCCAAGUAUGGACUUUAUUACAUUUAUUGGAGUAACGUCAUCAGCAAACAAGAUGUGAAGUUGCUGGCAGAAGCAGAUGAUCAGGAGGUGGUUAGAGAAGUCCAGGAAUUCUUUGGAGACUAUAUUGCUGUGAACCCUCAUCUGUUUUCUCUCAACCUGUCUGGUGUCUGUCAGUCACUGACUUGGGCACCACAUGCUCUUCAGAGAACAGUGCAAGGACUAACAUCUGUUUUACUCUCAUUGAAGAAAUGCCCAAUGAUCCGCUUUCAGAAUUCCUCUGAAAUGGCACGUAGACUUGCUGAGAGUGUCAGGCAAGUGAUCAACAAAGAAGCAGCUCUGUUUGAAUUUAGAAAGACUGAUGUGGCUCCAGUGCUCCUCAUCCUGGACCGUCGAGAUGAUGCCAUCACUCCACUUCUGAACCAGUGGACCUACCAAGCAAUGGUGCAUGAGCUGUUGGCUAUCAACAACAAUCGUAUAAAUCUAGCCAGCGUCCCGGGCAUUGCUAAGGACUUGCAAGAAGUGGUGUUGUCUGCUGAACAUGAUGAGUUUUAUGCCAAUAAUAUGUAUGUGAACUUUGGAGAGAUUGGAUCAAAUAUCAAAGAGUUGAUGGAAGAAUUUCAGAAGAAAUCCAAAAGUCAAGCAAAAGUGGAAUCUAUUGCUGACAUGAAGGCGUUUGUGGAGAACUAUCCCCAGUUCAAGAAGAUGUCUGGCACUGUUUCUAAGCAUGUGACAGUAGUGGGGGAGUUGUCUCGAUUAGUGGGCGGUCACUGUCUUCUGGAGGUAUCGGAGACAGAGCAGGAAAUAGCCUGUCAGAGUGACCACUCAGGAAUACUUUCGAAGAUCAAGAGCCUCAUGUCCAGUGACAGUGUGCGCCCUCUGGAUAUGCUCCGUAUGGUGAUGCUGUAUGCUUUACGAUAUGAGAAUCACACAAACAACGAUGUUUCGGGAUUGGUCGACACACUUCGCAAAAAAGGCCUGAGCGAGGACUACAGAUCUAUGGUUCAAGCCAUGCUCGAGUAUGGAGGGAAGAAAGCCCGUGGAAGUGACCUGUUUGGAGUGCAGGAUCCUGUCGCAAUCACAAAAAGAUUUUUUAAAGGAUUGAAGGGGGUUGAGAAUGUAUACACUCAGCACAAGCCUCUUGUCUACUCAAUCGUAGAUCAGCUGAUCAAGGGCAAGCUGAAGGAGUCCAGCUAUCCCUACCUCGGCCCCAGCCAGCUCAAGGACAGACCACAAGAUAUUGUCAUAUUUGUGAUUGGUGGCUGUACAUAUGAAGAGGCCUUGGCAAUCCACAACAUCAACAGGUCAACGCCAGGAGUUCGAGUAGUGCUUGGUGGCACAACCAUACACAACUUUAAGAGUUUCCUGCAAGAGAUUUCCCAGGCUGUUGGAGCAUCAUCACCCAGUCAUAAUAUGGGAAGAGGGAUUCGGCGAUGAUGUUCACAGAAGCAUGAGAAUCCAUUAAGAACAAUUUCUUCCAGUGCAUGUGAUGGUUUCCAUGAUGGAUCAUUGUUGAAUAAUUACAGACAUUUUCUAUGUAAAAUGUUGACAACUCUUACUCUUAUGGCUUGUGAUGUGGCUCCCAAGUCCAUCCGAUUAUGUUGUUUUGAUGUAUCACUAUUUGAUUUAUACACAGUUCAACUAUUGAAUGUCACCUUUAUAAUAUGGGACUGAAAAGAAACAGAUUCUAGCUGAAAAUGAAUGUAUUAUGUUUCAGUUCCAAAUUCAUUAUAAAUGAAAAGCGAUAUUGUCAAUAGGAAGCCAGUGAUUUGAGCAGCUCAAAUUAAGACGACCCUGUAACAUCAUGUUCAUACAAACUGCUGCCACACUUAGUGAGUAGUAAGACCAUAUUGGUGCUCCUUGACCUCAUACUCAGCAUGGUGAUCCACUCCAAGAUGAGAAUUCUGUGCUGAAACCCAAGAUCAUGUGGCACAAUGUGGCUUCUGUAAAACGUUUUGCCGAAGCUGAUCCCAGAGAUGUUCAACAUCCACUCCAUCCUCCUUAAGCCUUCUUGUCAAAUAGCUGCAUUAUGUAUUAUGUUUAUGUUGUUUUACUUGGUUUAUGGAUCCAUUGACUGUUAGUGUUAACCAGGAUUGGGGGGUGGGGUGAAAAUACCUGUUAAAGGCUUAAUUAAUGGCAACUGUCAUAAUCACUCUCAUAAAUAAAACUGACUAAUUGUU
This is a messenger RNA of Haliotis rufescens (red abalone), 6442 nucleotides long. RefSeq names its product vacuolar protein sorting-associated protein 45-like. Gene Ontology annotation, biological process: vesicle-mediated transport; intracellular protein transport. The record is from RefSeq and is a predicted model, not a curated record. The transcript is spliced from 14 exons. Gene Ontology annotation, cellular component: Golgi membrane. NCBI's taxonomy places the organism in Eukaryota, Metazoa, Mollusca, Gastropoda, Lepetellida, Haliotidae. Bases 4110 to 5699 code for a protein of 529 amino acids.